GGAAUAGACGGAAACGAAAAGAUGAACACCUCAAAAUGGCUACCGAAGCAGCACCAUGAAGUGGUCAAACUUUUCGAUCAAGCCCGGGCCCAGGAGCGGGAAUUCCGGGUGCUUGGAAAGAAGAUGGCCACGGAUAUCAAUCUGGAUCUGCCGGAUUACUAUGAAUUCGAACGGUUGCUACAGCAAAGCCGCCAGGGGUUCGAGCUAUCCGCCCACAUCCAGAUGCGGCUGAUACGGAUGUCCGCUUCGUCGGCUGACAAGAACGUGGAGCGAAGUUUCUUCAAAAUCUUGCUCAACCGAAAGGCACAUCUGAUUAGGCAGAACCUUCGCAAACGGCACUUUCAGCUGAUCUUCAUCAUCAACAAGAUGUUGAAGCUGAUGCUCGGACUGACGUACAGCUCGGAGGUGGUCAUCGACGGGGCCAUGUUGCUAUCGACGCUGCACAACGAGAGCGUCGCGUUGGCGCUUAAGACGACGCGAGCGAAGACGCAAGCCGGAGCGCAGAUAUGCAGCAAUUCGUUCCCGGCGCUGAUGUCGACGCCGAAGAAGAUCGAUAUUGGGACAGUUUUGCAGAUUGUAACAAAGCAACGAUCGGAGCAGUGUUGUGCAACGCUGAUCAACUGUCUGCUGGUAACGUGCAAGGGAGCCACUACGGCUACCAUCGAUAAUGACGAUGAAUCGGACACUUCAAGCAUGGAAAUUUUACGGACAUUGACGGCGAACUUCAACGAAGGGAAUAAGAUUCAAGACCCGUUCCAGGAGGAGUUGAACAAUCGACGGAAGAACAGUUUCAAUCUGAUCGCCAGCGGAGAUAUGCAUCUGGGACAUCCGCCACCACCAUCAAACUCCGCUACGAUAACACCCAUUGUGAAGCCGGAGUCCAGGGCGCCAGAUGAAACUGAAUACAACGAUCCUGCCAUAAACUUCUUCGAUGAAAUGGCCGCAGAAGCGGUGGCGUACAACUCCAUCAACUAUCUAGUUAACGAACCGGAAGGAAUCGACCUACUGGAGAAUCUAAUCGCAGACGAAGAGAUCUUCAUCGCCAACAUCCUGAUGAAGGUGAUCAAGCUGUGCCCUUCCGCUUUCGACAAGGAACUUAACAAAGCCGAACUAAUCAAAUGGGUCAAUCGAGGAACGCGCGGUCUCUGGACGCAAGUCGGUGGAACACUGGAGCACGUAGUUCUGUGGUGGAGUAAUUCACCACUAGCCUGUCGACCGCCCGCUUGUGCCAAAUACCUGCGGGACUGGUUGUCGCUGAUAACACCAGACGAAGCUCCCGAACCGAUACUUUCGAUGCUGAAAGGAUUAGGGGAAACCCUGACGGUGCACGUGACCAGCACUAUCUGGGAUCGGCAGUUUCGGCUGGCGAUCGUUGCGUCCAGUCUGCCGGUAGAUUACCCCUUUGAGGAAUCGGAAUUCUAUAGUCCUGCUGCUAUGAUUGAAGGAACCAACUGCGGAAAAGUAUGGAGUGAACUGCUGUAUCAGCUAGUCCAGAUAUCGAACACCUGUGACAUCGGAACCAUUCCCAAUGAACUGCCACUGGUCGAGCAAAUCCCCGUCCUGCAUCGAAUGGAUCACUCAAUUCAUUCGAUGAGAAAUUGGGCCUCAAACAAGGCACGAUCUCUCUGCAUCGAUUGGAACAUGACCAUGUUCUUCAAGGUUGUUCACAGUGACAUUAAUCUCUGCCUAGAACAGUUGCAGUAUCUUCGAGUACCGGAACUGGUCUCUCCGAAUGCCCUGGAAGUUCAGGUACAGGUUUGCGUUGCUUUGCGGGAGAAACUUGUUUCAGAAAUCAAGGAUAACAUACGGAAGCUGAAACAGUCUUGCGCCGAAUGCAUCGACGUAUUGGCCGUUGUCUGUCGUACGACCAGUCUGGCUUCGUUAACUCUUUGCUUUCCGCACUAUCGACACUGGCAAUCGGAAGUCUUACAGGAAACUGCCAACGAGUACGUAGCAUACUUCUUCAACCAAGUAUACCUGCCGGUGAUUGAAGCCACCAAAGAUCUGGACAUCUUGAAGCUAACACUCAAGAUCAUCUGCGAGGCUUGGCUGGAUCACAUCUACAUGAAGAAAACCAAGUUCAGCAGCAGUGGGGCCUUGAACCUGCUGAAGGACUUUGAUGGAGUAGUCGACUGGAUACUGGAAUGCGGAUCGAUGGACAAAAAUCUGAAGGACGUCCUGUCCAAGCACGAAGCUCUGCGAAUGUGUGAAGGUGUCGGCAAGCUAUUGCUGAGGAAACCGGACGAGACGAUUUCGAUUCUUCCCAGCCCGAAGAAGGGACGGAAGGGUGAAGAAACGGAAGGAGACGACAAGGCGCCACUGCCACCGGAGAUGUUCGUUCCGAACCAGAAGCGAUGGUUGAAGCUGCGAGCAAGGGACAAGAAGACGAUGAGCUUGAAUUGUGCCUGUCUCUGCGCCGGUAUGGACGUCUACUGAGCGUUGUGAUUUUUGUUAACAAUUUCAAAUUUUAACGAGCAGUUGCCCCCUUCUCAUCUCGAACAGUAGUCUAGCAGCUUGUU
Molecule: messenger RNA, 2519 nt
Organism: Ochlerotatus camptorhynchus
Lineage: Eukaryota; Metazoa; Arthropoda; Insecta; Diptera; Culicidae
Exons: 6
Coding region: 22-2436 (804 amino acids)
Source: RefSeq, a predicted model, not a curated record